AUGACUGAAACCUUGAAAAUUGACCAUCUAAUCUCCGUCCCUGAUGACGCCGAGCAAGUAACGGACAAUUGGUCUGGAUUGAGUGACCCGACCGAACGCCGUCGGCGACAGAACCGCAUAAACCAGAGGGCUUACCGAAAGCGUAAGCGACUGUCAUCAACCAAAGACAUCCACCCCAAGAGCCUAGCACCAUCCCCUCAUUCGACCUCUACCGUCCAAUCACAAGAUCGUUCUUCCCAAGACAAUCCGAAAGUCAACUUCUGUCGCAGCCCCGAAUUUUUACAAAAUGUUCUGGAGAGAUUCGCCAAGUCAGCGUAUGAAAGUUACGCACGGGGUGACCCGACCGCCGAUCAUCUUAUGACAUUGACUAAAGUUAACGUCUUUCGAGCAUUCGCCCAGAACCUGAGAUUAAUCGGUUGGUCGGAGUACUGGAUGGAUCACGACGCCAUUUCACCGUUCAAUACAGCUCUACCACAAAAGCCCCUUACCCCGGACGAUAACAGUCUCAUUCCGACCAACCUGCAGCCAACUCGAAUUCAGAAAUCGAUACAACAUCACCCAUGGCUGGACUUCUUUCCUUUACCCAAGAUGCGCGAUAAUCUCAUCGAAGCUGGGGAUGACUGGGAUGAUGAGCAGCUCUGUCACGAUAUCAUGGGUUUCUGGGGUGAGUCAACGAUGGAUGCAGGGCUAAAUGGCAAUGGGUUGUUCGAGGGUGCCCCGAAUUGA
Messenger RNA from Penicillium samsonianum, 726 nucleotides. RefSeq lists its product as uncharacterized. NCBI's taxonomy places the organism in Eukaryota, Fungi, Ascomycota, Eurotiomycetes, Eurotiales, Aspergillaceae. The transcript is spliced from 3 exons. The record is from RefSeq and is a predicted model, not a curated record. The coding region runs from base 1 to 726 and encodes 241 amino acids.